GGUGCUCCGGCCAGUGCUCCCGAUGGACCUGCGCUGACCGCAGCUGUCUUGCCCGAGGCGGAGAGGACCAGACUGCGGAGACACGCGAGCGUGAGACCCCUGUGCUGCUCAGUUGGGGUCCGUGUGGACAGCGGUCCACUCCACCUCCGCAGGAGUCCCAAUUAGUCCCUCUAUCAGUCAGGACCCUAUAGUUCCGAGCGGUGCGCUGAAGACGAAGGGGGACAUCAGAGCGGCUCUUGCAUGCGGCGUCCUCUUCCUCCCCCUCAACUACCCCCCCACAGCCCCCCCAACUCCAGAGAGGAGGGGCACUGCUGCUGCUACUGCUGCCGCCACCGCCACAGCAGCAACACUCUCUGCCUGUCUGCCACCGGGCUUAGGAGCGGAGCGGAGAGGAGAAGAGGACACAAUACAGAGAAGAAAAGAGAGAGAGAGGGAGAGAGUGAGAGACAGAGAGAGAGGGGGAAGAAGCAUUUCUCUUUCACAGAGAGAGAGAGAGAGAGAGAGAAGGAAAAGAGCACUGAAGAAGAAAGACGGUACUCCAGAGACAGAGUCUUUGCCUGCUGUGUCCCCCACUCUGAUUUGGAGAGCAGUUCACUGGGAGAUGGCUCAGAAGUGAAGCACAGCUGAGAGCACCGCGGCGACCAGGAAGGAGGUGUGAAGGACAAACAGGGUUGGAGGCAGAAGAGGAGGCAGAAUGCCAGGUGUGUCGGGAAUGAGGACAGGCGUCGGUGGGAGGAUGCUAGGUGUGUCAGGAAUUAGGACGAACUUUGGAGGAGGAUCUGGGAUGAAGAGCAGCACCUACAUCGUGCCGUGCUUCCUCUUCGUGGAGCUGGUGAUCAUGGCCGGGACGGUUCUCCUGGCGUACUACUUUGAGUACACGGACACGUUCCCCGUCCACGUCCAGGGCUUCUUCUGCUUCGACAAGACCUUCUCCAAGCCCUACCCGGGACCGGAGGACGAGAGCAAGGCUCCCCCAGUGCUGGUGUACUCCCUGGUGACGGCCAUCCCUACUGUGCUGAUCCUGAUUGGGGAGCUGAUGCGCUUCUUCAACAAGUCGGCCGCCACGCAGGAGAGGACCAUCGUGAGCGCAGACUGCUGCUACUUCAGCCCACUGCUGCGCCGCAUCGUUCGCUUCCUGGGUGUGUACUCCUUUGGCCUCUUCACCACCACCAUCUUCGCCAACGCUGGCCAGGUGGUGACAGGAAACCAGACGCCCCACUUCCUGUCGGCCUGCCGGCCCAACUACACGGCGCUGGGCUGCCAGUCUCCGGUGCAGUACAUCACGGAGAGGAGGGCCUGCACAGGAAACCCCUACCUGAUCGCCCACGCCCGCCGCUCCUUCCCCUCCAAAGACUCCGCCCUCAGCAUGUACUCCGCCGUCUACACCGUGAUGUACGUGACGAAUGUGUUCCACACCAAGGGCACGCGACUGACCAAGCCGACGCUGUGUCUGACGGCCCUCUCUCUGGCCGUGCUGGUGGGAGUGGUGCGGGUGUCGGAAUACCGGAACCACUGGUCAGACGUGCUGGCCGGGUACCUGACUGGAGGAUCCAUCGCCGCCUUCCUGGUGACCUGCGUGAUCAACAACUUCCAGCAGACGCGGCGUCCGGCCGUGGUGCCCCUCCCGCUGCGGCCCCUUCCGCCCCAGGCCACUCUGAGCAUGCCCGCCGUCACCCUGCCCCGCGUGGAGAGUCCACUCGAAAAGUUAAGUGGCCUUCAGGCUCGACGGGGUCCCUAUACUGAGAUCACAUGACCAUCAGCCUUUCCUGUGCCCCGCCCCUCCCGACGUCCUUCUGCACUCGCGGCGCUGCAUCUCCAGCGCAGUCUAGACCUGCCCUCGGACCGUGCCCCCCUGUGCGCCGCGCACCCCCGCGCACGCGCACCCCUGCUCCGCUCCUACUCCACUCAGGUCUAGACACGACGCCCUCCCGUCACACACACACACACACACACUCACACACUCACACUCCCCCUCAUCACAUACACUACAUAUAUCAUGUCUACGCCCGUCUGGACUUUUAAAAUAUUCCUACAGCAAUACGGUUGACAUUUCUAUUCCAUUCGUCCCCUUCACCUUGUCCUCCAUUUCACUCCCUUCUGUCCUUCCCUCUUGGAUUUUUCUUCCCACGUGAAAAAGGAAAUGAAGUUGCCGGACUAUGAAAUGAACUUCAGCCAACAGUGCAACUUCUACUUAAAAGCAUUUAAGUAUUUUGAAUACUGCACAUGGAUAAUACAAUGAACACCCUUGGCACGCAAGGCUGAAACAAAAACAACAACAUACUGGAUCUAAAACUGAGAAAAGACACACCACUAAUGGACUCUUCCUGUUUUACUGUUGCCAACGUCACUGUUGCCUGUGGAAAUAGCUAAAGACACAAUGGCUAAGAACCGUUCAUGGACAGUAUGGAAACGACGGACUGUUUUUCUUGAUUUUAUUCAAACCAGAAAACAACAAUUACACUAUAGGUAGAGUUGUAUAGCAGAGGCACUGUGGUAUCUUUACAUGAUUUAAAUAAGGUUGAGUAGGUUGUUUUCUUGUUUUUGUGUGUGUGUGUGUGUUUUGUCAGAGUAUCGCUUUCCUGUUUAAAGUAUUCAGAUGCCCCUUGGUCAUGGCACCUGUAGCUCCAUCCAACAUUCCAAACCAGACCGUUCAAGUAGACACUGGGGAUGGAUUCUGUCUGAGAAAUCCUGAAUUAGAUGGACGCAGUGGACUGGUAUGACUAGUAGUAACAUUGUAGGCAUGCACAAGCACAUUCAUAUACACAAACACGACACACAAUACACAAACGCCGAAAGACAUUUUCCCAGGUCUGUAUACAAACUCAUUGCAAACUCAUAUAAAUCACUGGUUAAUUGUUUUUAUUCUCCUAUUGAUGUAAUUGUUUCAUGACUUGAUAGCUAUGAUAUGUCUGGGUUUUUUUUUACCAUGUUCACAGACCUCACUUGGCAUGGACGUUUUAUGCUGAUGUUAGUUUGAACAAAUGUCUUUGUUGUUUCCCAACGGCUCCCUUUUUGAUACACCCUGUGGUGCAGCGUGGGCAGCUCUCUUCUCUUCUCUUCUCUUCUCUUCUCUUCUCUUCUCUUCUCCCAUCCUGCUUUGCGGCUCAUUUCCUUUGUGUGACGCUGAUCUCCAAACCACAGCCAUGAGCUCAUCACAUCACAUCCGUCUGCACACACAGGCCAACCCCUACACUUUUCACAGGGGUGCUUGUCUUGGGUCAGUUGCUCAACGCUUUCAACAGUGUCAUAGCAGACACAGUGCAUUUUCUCACAUCUCCUUCUCUUUGUUUGUUCAUCAGGGUAUUCUUCUACCCCCACGUACGCACUUUCAUCUUACGAACCUGUAUCAUUUGUUUGAUGCUUUCAUCAGUCUAGUGCGUGUAUCACUCAGAGGUCCACCAGAGGAAGCAGGAGAGGACAGGGGGCCAUUUUACCACACAAGGCUCCAGUCCCCUGCCUCUCACCCUCUCCACACUGUAAUGUUUGUAAAAGUUUGUAAAUACAUUUCUUUUUCAAAUAAAAAUGGCUAUUUUAUGGAUACAAUGCUUAUGGGCCAUGUAAAAAAAAUCCCAAAGUGUAUUUCAGAAACAUUAACAUAAUGUCAGUGCAGUGGAAUAUGAGACAGCGUUGUUUGUUUCAUGAUCACAGAGGGACCAGCAUAAUCAUGCAUUCAGCAAAUGUAUAGUUUUUACACUAAGCAUUGAUAUGACCCUAGGGCCUCUCUCUAACUCAG
This is a messenger RNA of Sardina pilchardus (European sardine), 3733 nucleotides long. RefSeq names its product phospholipid phosphatase related 2b (gene plppr2b). Lineage: Eukaryota; Metazoa; Chordata; Actinopteri; Clupeiformes; Clupeidae. Gene Ontology annotation, cellular component: plasma membrane. Gene Ontology annotation, molecular function: phosphatidate phosphatase activity. Gene Ontology annotation, biological process: phospholipid metabolic process; signal transduction; phospholipid dephosphorylation. The record is from RefSeq and is a predicted model, not a curated record. Bases 695 to 1753 code for a protein of 352 amino acids. The transcript has 9 exons.